AUGUCCGUGACCGUGACUGAGGAGAUCAUUGGCGUCGUCAGUACGGCCUACUCUCCGUCUGGCAAUCUCAAGGUCAUUCUGAGAGAGACGGGAGAUGAAAAGGAUAAGAAGAGAUUCGUCGAAGUUUGGAAUAACAAUCCAGCUAUGUUGGCGUGUAAGGACGUGACAGAUGUUCAUGGGAUAUUUUACGCCGAUGAUUUCUUCAAUUCACUAUGCUUCUCGCCUUCGGAAAACUUCAUCAUCUAUACUGCCGAAAAAAAGAAACCGACAGAGAAAAAUUCGUUCGAAAAGUUUAAUUACAGGCAACCGUUUGGAGAAGGUCUCGCAGGCAAACAUACUCCCGUCUUGUUUCUCUUCGACUGGCGGGCUACCAAAUUAGUUUCGCUGGAACACGACGCGCCGGUGUUUUUUGGUCAAGCGCUGUUCGGACGUUCCUCUGAGUUCAAGAUAUAUGCAACUGGAUACGAGACUGCCUCGGAUGAGAGGCUUCUCGGGAUUAGAAGUUGUUACAACCGUCCAACAGGAAUCUGGCAGCUAUCAAUCACCCCCGCCCAAGAGAUUCAAAACGAUGCAGACUCCUGGAAAUGCAAUGUGAUAAAGUUGACUGCCUCUCAUUUAUCAUGCAGGUCACCCCGUGUGGUGAAAUCCAACGGGAAAGACACCCUCUUGUGGAUUUCACAACCCACAGGCGGUGCACAUGGCGCCACGUCGGCGCUCCAUUCUCUUGAGAUCACCAGUGAUAUAGAUCCUUCCAAAACUCAGACGAUCGUCGAUACGGUAUGGGAACCUGCUAAAGACGAGUUUCCGGGCUUAUAUCUAUCAGACUCUGGAUUACCUCGGACUACACAUGUAAAUUGGGGUGCAGGAGACUAUAUCGUUACUUCAACCAACUGGGGCUCUCGUUUCACGAUCGUUCUCAUUUCUUUGCUUGAUGGGGCGGUCAAAGACCUCACGCCACCCGAUGAGAAACUCUUGAGCUGGUCUACAGUUUUGGGGGCAAAAGGAGAUCAGUUUGUGUGCGUCCGAAGCUCGCUCACAAGUCCAUUUGAGCUGGUAUUAGUCAAGUUCGACACAGAUGGCACUUGCAGCUUUUCUACGAUACACAAAACAUCGAUCUCUGCGGAACUUCGCACACGCUUGAAUUCUCUGACAGUCAAAAUCGUGCCUAUCCCUAACCGUUUUCCGACAGAAACUAUAGUAGUUCAACAAAGUUCCAGUUCGACGAAAGACAACGAGAAGAUCCAUCCCUGUAUCACCAUACCUCAUGGUGGUCCACACGGAGCUAGCACAGUGACGUAUACAGCUUCAGUGUGCUUCCUUGCUCUCGAAGGCUAUACCAUAUCUCUUCCAAAUUACACGGGUUCCACUGGAUAUGGAGAGAAAUACAUACAGGCUCUUAUUGGUCAAUGUGGUACAUUGGAUGUUGGCGAUUGCAUUGAAUCUGUCCGCCACCUCGUGAAGAUCGGUGUGGCAAACGAGGGACGCGGUAAAAUGUUCCUUGGUGGUGGUAGCCAUGGAGGCUUCCUUUUGGGACACUUGAUUGGCCAGUACCCACACGUUUUUACUUCAGCUGUCCUACGAAACCCAGUCAUAUCCGCAGGAGAAAUAUCGACCUCUGACAUACAGGACUGGUAUUUCUCCGAAUUCGGCAUUGACUACGCACUUUCGUCCCUUCCCCUUGGUUAUACAGGCUCCUCUACAUCCCUCAAGGCCGUUGUCCCUCCUCGCAUCAUGACGCCGGAAGUAUACUCAAAACUGUAUUACGCAUCGCCCAUUGCACACGUCCACAAAGUUACUGCAUCUGUACUAUUGCUGAUAGGUGAUUCUGACCAACGUGUUGCGCCAACUCAAGGUAUUGGAUAUUAUCAUGCUUUGAAGGCUCUUAGGACAGAUUCUCCGGAUGACAUUGGGAUCAUGGUAUUUCCUGGUGAAGGCCAUCCUCUGGAAGGGGUUGAAGCUUCGAAAGUAGUAUGGUUACGUACGGUGGAGUGGUUCCGUAGGGAAGCUUCCUAG
Molecule: messenger RNA, 2013 nt
Organism: Lentinula edodes (shiitake mushroom)
Lineage: Eukaryota; Fungi; Basidiomycota; Agaricomycetes; Agaricales; Omphalotaceae
Product: Alpha/Beta hydrolase protein
Exons: 5
Coding region: 1-2013 (670 amino acids)
Biological process (GO): proteolysis
Molecular function (GO): serine-type endopeptidase activity
Source: RefSeq, a predicted model, not a curated record